AUGGGCAACAACAGCAGCAUAGCAAAGAGAUGGAAACAACUCAGCGGUGAAGACCAAUGGAAUGGACUAUUAGACCCUCUUGACAUCGACCUACGGCGUUACAUAAUCCACUAUGGUGAAAUGGCAGAAGCAACAUAUGAUUCUUUCAACUCAGAAAAAGCAUCAAAGUUUGCUGGUACUUGUAGGUAUGCAAAAAAAGAUUUCUUCCAAAAAGUUUAUCUGGAAAAUGGAAAUCCAUUUAAAUAUUCUGUGACAAAGUAUAUUUAUGCAACUUCCCAAAUAGCUCUUCCUGAAGCUUUCAUUGUGAAGUCUUCUUGGGAGGAUGCUUGGUGUAAAGAAUCAAAUUGGAUUGGGUAUGUUGCUGUGGCUACUGAUGAAGGGAAAAAGGCUUUGGGGAGAAGGGAUAUUGUUGUUGCUUGGAGAGGAACUAUUCAGACAUUGGAAUGGAUUGAGGAUCUUGAGUUUUGGUUGGUUUCUGCUCCUAAAGUGUUUGGUCAUGACAACGUUGUUGAUCCUAAAGUACAUCAAGGUUGGUACUCCAUUUAUACUUCUGAAAAUCAAGAAUCUCCAUUCAAUAAGACAAGUGCCCGAGAACAGGUUUUAACUGAGGUGAAAAGGUUGGUGGAAACAUACAAGCAUGAAGAAACAAGCAUAACAAUAACUGGACACAGUUUAGGUGCUGCACUUGCAACUCUAAAUGCAGUAGACAUUGUUAAAAAUGGUUACAACAAACCAAGUGACCCAUCUGUCAAGGCAUCACCAGUUGCAGCCAUAAUAUUAGCAAGUCCAAGAGUUGGUGACGAAAAUUUUAAAACUGUUUUUUCUAGUUUUAAAGAUCUCUCACUAUUACGCAUUGCAAAUGAGUUAGAUAUUGUACCAAAGUAUCCUUUAGUUUCCUAUUCAGAUGUUGGGGAAGAGUUGAAAAUUGACACUACAAAAUCCAUGUAUUUAAAGAAGUCAUGUAAUCCGUCCAGUAAGCAUAAUUUGGAGAUUUAUUUGCAUGGAGUAGCAGGGACACAAGGGAGUAAUGGAGGAUUCGAUCCUGAGGGUAAUCGUGAUAUUUCACUUGCGAAUAAAACGAUGGAUGCUUUGAAAGAUGAAUAUCAUGUACCUGCGUCAUGGAGGGUUGUAGAGAAUAAGGGUAUGGUUCAACAAUUGGAUGGUUCUUGGAAGCUUGUGGAUCAUGAGGAUGACACUCAGUUUUAA
Messenger RNA from Vicia faba (fava bean), 1206 nucleotides. The record is from the annotation of a GenBank genome assembly. NCBI's taxonomy places the organism in Eukaryota, Viridiplantae, Streptophyta, Magnoliopsida, Fabales, Fabaceae.